AUGGAUGGGGCCGACGCGAACCAGACAAAGCCAGAGCCUAUGUGCCAGAACAACAGACUCCGACGGUCGAAUCGCACCGUAGCCAUGACAAGGAACGAUCAAGUCGAGCGCGCAACGUUGAGGCUCAAUCUAGACCUGCCAUGCCCGCUGAGCGAAGUGGCCAACCACACGCCGCACAUCCCGGUUAGAGACAUGUGCGCCUGGGUCGACCGCCCGGUCGAGACACGCCACCAGGAGGCUCUACAACGGCAUGGCAGGAUUCCACGUCCGAUGAAUUCAUUCAUGCUGUACCGGCUGGCGUACAGUGAUCGAGCGAAGUACUGGCUCGCCCACGAUGAUCAUCAGGCCAUCUCCAUCCUCACCGGACGGAGCUGGAAGAUGGAACCCCCCAACAUCCGUAAGCAGUACAAGACGCUCGCGGUGAUAGAGAAACAAAAGCAUGCUGGAGCGCACCCGGAAUAUCGGUUCUCGCCAUCAAACAAGAAGAAACGAUCGCGGACUGCAAGAGCCCGUUCUCAGAAAUUGGUGUUGCGUUUGGAGGCGUUCCCUAAAGUGUCCCGAACCUCUCAGCCUCACGCUGGGUCUACUUCGUUGAACAAUGACCGCGUCAGUGGACCCUCCACAGAGCCAUUUCUUGCAGAUGAGGAGACCCUUAUCCAAACCAACCCAUCGAAUCCAGCUGUUUUUGGAUCAUUGCAAAGUGCCGCCUCAAUGUGGUGGCAGGAGAUAAUCUACUCUCAGAUGGCCUCUGCUGGGCAAGUCUCCGCUGGCACCCAACCUUGUGUCCCUGUCGUCACGGGGCAACCGGGGAUACCGGACUCUUCUUGCUUUGUUCCCCAAUCUGGAUGCCCUGGGCUCGAAGCUGGCAACGGUUAG
Molecule: messenger RNA, 876 nt
Organism: Aspergillus luchuensis
Lineage: Eukaryota; Fungi; Ascomycota; Eurotiomycetes; Eurotiales; Aspergillaceae
Product: HMG-box domain-containing protein
Exons: 1
Coding region: 1-876 (291 amino acids)
Biological process (GO): regulation of transcription by RNA polymerase II
Cellular component (GO): nucleus
Molecular function (GO): DNA-binding transcription factor activity, RNA polymerase II-specific; RNA polymerase II cis-regulatory region sequence-specific DNA binding
Source: RefSeq, a predicted model, not a curated record